AUGGCUGCAACUCUUUCUGCCGGUUGUUUCACUAGGUUUGCGAUCAAAAAAUACCUCCUGUUGUCAGGCCAUGCAAGACGCUGCAUUUCUAUGUCCUCUUUGCUGGCAGCUCGAACACACAUCAGCUACGAGCUCAAGGACGAUGUUGCAGUUAUCCGUCUCAAUGAUCCAGCAUCCAAGGUGAACACACUUUCUGUGCAGAUGCAGUCUGAGCUGACAGAAGUGAUGAGUGAGAUCUGGUCAAACGGAGCUGUGAAAAGUGCCGUCCUUAUAUCCAGCAAGCCUGGUUGCUUUAUUGCUGGGGCAGAUAUUAAUAUGAUACAGGCCUGUAAGAGCAGCGAUGAGGUUACCCGUCUCUCUCAGGAAGGUCAGAAGAUGUUUGAAAAGAUUGAGAAGUCUCCCAUCCCUAUUGUUGCUGCCAUUAAUGGCUCAUGUUUGGGAGGAGGCCUUGAGUUUGCCAUAUCUUGCCAGUAUCGAAUUGCCACGAAAAGUCGGAAGACAAUAUUGGGCACACCAGAGGUCAUGCUUGGACUCCUUCCUGGAGCGGGUGGCACCCAGAGACUACCCCAAAUGGUGGGUCUACCUGGAGCGUUUGACAUGAUGCUGACAGGCAGAAACAUCCGUGCUGAUAAAGCAAAGAAAAUGGGCCUAGUGCAUCAGCUUGUGGACCCGCUGGGUCCUGGGUUGAAGCCAGCAGAAGAAAGAACCAUUGACUAUUUGGAGGAAGUGGCAGUAAAUGUUGCUAAAGGCAUUGCUAAUGGGACGGCGUCUCUCUCAAAGAAGAAAAGUGUCAUGCAAAAGCUGCAGGAAAGAGUGAUGAGUCUUGGCCCAGUGAAGAAAAAGAUCUACAAGACUGUCAGUGAGAAAGUUCAGAAACAAACUAAAGGACUGUACCCCGCUCCUGUCAAAAUCAUUGAGACGAUCAAGACUGGAGUGGAACUGGGAAGAGAAGCAGGUUAUCUGACUGAAGCUGAAAACUUUGGUAAACUGGCUUUGACGCCAGAGUCCAAAGCCUUGAUUGGCCUCUACCAUGGUCAAGUGACUUGUAAGAAGAACCGAUUUGGCACCCCUAAAAAGGAAGUCAAGAAUCUGGCAAUCCUGGGUGCAGGACUAAUGGGUGCAGGUAUAGCUCAAGUAUCAAUAGACAAAGGCAUCAGAACAAUACUGAAAGACACCACAGUUGAGGGUAUCAGCAGAGGAGAAGAACAGGUCUACAAUGGUCUGAACAUGAAGGUGAAGAAGAAAACACUGUCUUCAUUUGAGCGCGACGUCACGCUGUCCAACCUCUCAACCCAGCUCGAUUUAACGGGCUUCUCAUCUGCCGACAUGGUGAUCGAGGCCGUGUUUGAGGAUAUUAGCGUGAAACACAAAGUUCUUAAGGAAAUGGAGGCAGUGAUUCCUCCUCACUGCGUGUUUGCCUCCAACACUUCCGCACUGCCCAUUAAAGAUAUAGCUGCUGCAAGCAAACGGCCUGAAUUGGUGAUUGGAAUGCACUACUUCUCACCAGUGGAUAAGAUGCAGCUGCUUGAGAUCAUCACCACUGAUAAAACAUCCAAGGACACUCUGGCUUCAGCUGUGAGUGUGGGGCUCAAACAGGGCAAGAUCGUCAUUGUUGUCGGGGAUGGUCCUGGUUUUUACACCACUCGCUGCUUGGCUCCCAUGUUGGCAGAAGCUGUCAGGGUGCUUCAGGAAGGUGUAGGUCCAAAGAAGCUUGACAACUUGACAACAAGCUUUGGCUUCCCUGUCGGCGCGGCAACUCUGGCAGAUGAAGUCGGUAUUGAUGUGGCUGCUCAUGUGGCCGAGGAUCUGGGCAAAGCUUUUGGUUCUCGGUUUGGAGGUGGAAAUGUGGAUGUUCUUAAGACCAUGGUGGAGAAAGGCUUCAAAGGUCGUAAAUCGGGAAAAGGCUGUUUCAUCUAUGGCAAAGGGAAGAAGGAGAAGAGUGUAAAUCCCGAAGCUGAAGCAAUUCUCAAGAAAUACAAACUGUCUGCUGCUCCAUCAGUAUCAUCAGACUCUGACAUCCAGUACCGGCUAGUGUCUCGCUUCGUGAACGAGGCCGUGUUGUGUCUCCAGGAGGGGAUACUGACAAAUCCAGUAGAGGGAGACAUUGGAGCUGUGUUUGGACUUGGCUUUCCUCCCUGCCUGGGUGGUCCAUUCAGGUUUGUGGACUCAUUCGGCGCUGAUCGUCUUGUAAGCAACAUGAGACGUUUUGAAGAAGUGUAUGGAAACCAGUUCACACCAUGCCAGCUCUUACUGGACCAUGCUGGAGACUCCAGCAAGAAAUUUCACAAUUGA
Messenger RNA from Nerophis lumbriciformis (worm pipefish), 2292 nucleotides. The record is from RefSeq and is a predicted model, not a curated record. Lineage: Eukaryota; Metazoa; Chordata; Actinopteri; Syngnathiformes; Syngnathidae.